Cladocopium goreaui is the source of this 2133-nucleotide messenger RNA. NCBI's taxonomy places the organism in Eukaryota, Dinophyceae, Suessiales, Symbiodiniaceae. The record is from the annotation of a GenBank genome assembly.
AUGGCGAUGAAAUUUUUGACCUUGGAAGAGGCUGCCCAAAAGCUGGGCAUUUCUCCCGAAGAGCUCAACCAAUUGCGCGAGCGUCACGAAGCGCACGGUUACCGUGACGGCAGCAGCUGGAAGUUCAAGGUCGAAGAGAUUGAGCGGAUUGCCAGCGAAGGCGUGUCGGAGCUGAGCGACUCGUCGAACUCGAUCGACCUGGUGGAUAUCCCACUGGACGACGAUGACGAAGGCGACGACAUGGUGCUGCUGAGUGAAGCCGAGCUGGGCGAAUCGGACCCCAGCACCUCGAGCACGAUCAUUGGUAAGCCGGGCAGUGCACAAGACCCCAGCGAGAGCGAUGUUCGCAUUGUUACCGGAGAUGAAACCGGCAGCGACGUGAAGCUGGUUGCCGAUGCCGACUCGGGCGACAGCGGCGUGAAGCUGGCUCCCUCGGUGGUCGAUGUUCCUGACACACCCGAAGCCCCUGCCACCGGCGAAAGCGGUCUCUCGCUCGACGACGACUCGCUCGAACUCGACUUGGAUUUCGGUAGCGGCGUUCCGCUGGUCCAAGACGAUUCGCCGACCGAUCAAGUGGCCGAUGCGGACCUGGCCGUAGAUGACGACGACGCGGUUUCGCUGGCCGGCGAAUACGGCAUUUCUGGCGACGACGACGAUGACGACUCGGGCGCCGACAUCAAUCUCGGCGGUGAGAGCGACGAUGAGUUCGUUCUCCGUGGCGGAAGCGAUAUCACGAUGGGUGCCGGAGACAGCGGUAUUUCGCUGGCCGACCCGGCCGACAGUGGCUUGUCGCUGGCCGAUCCGUUGGACUUGGGCGGCUCCAGCAGUGGAGAAGCACUCGACCUAGCGGGCGAUGAGGAUGCCUCGAGCGAUUUCGAACUCUCCAGCGAUUCGGACUCUGAAGCCCUGGGCGAUGUGGGCUCCGACGAUGAUUUCCUGCUGACCCCGAUGGAAGAUGCCGGCGACGCCGACUCGGAGGAAAGCGGUUCGCAGGUGAUCGCACUGGACGAAAGCGACGACUUUGGGGCUUCGGCCGCCGCGAUGCUCGACGAUGCGGGCGGCGACAUGGUGAGCAUGGUCGAAGACAGCGAGGAAUCGGUCGACUUCUCCGAGACUGCAGGCCCGAGCAGCUAUGCCGGCGCACCCGCCAUGCAACCCCGUGGGCCGGAAGCCCGGUUCUCCACCUGGGACGUUGUUGGUUUGGGCGCCUGUGCCAUGUUGCUGGUGUUGUGCGGCAUGGUGAUGUUCGACCUGAUGCGGAACAUGUGGAGCUGGAACGGUACUUACGCGGCCAACGGCGCGGUGAUGAACUUCAUCCUGGGCCUGAAUCUCUCUUCGCAACUUGCGGCGUUGAUGCUGCUUUGCUCGGUGCUGGCCACCGGGUGUCAGUGGGUGCCCAAGUCGCAAUACGCUGCUGCCGAGAACAUGAACCGCGAGUUGGUCGAGCAGGUUCGCGCACAGCAGGCCGAAAUCGAAACGCUCAACGCGCAUCGUCAUCGGGUUGAAGAUCAACUCGUGGCCACCGAAGAUCAACUGGCCCGACUGGCCGAACAGGCGGGCGUCGAUCGCUCGCUGCUCUCCGACUUCCGUCGCCAAGGCGAUCUGAUGCAAGACGCCCUUCGUGGCGCUCGCGGCGGAGUUCCCUCGCCGGUCGAACGUCGCCUGGUCGAGCUUUCGCAGCGCUACCCCAACUUGCGGUACGACCCCAAGACUGGUGUGGGCAAGCUGCAGACCGAUCUGCUGUUCGACACGGGCGAUGCCAGCUUGCAGCCGAACUCGCGACGGCUUCUCGACGAACUGGCCGAAAUGCUCACCACCGAGGCCGGUCGCGAUCUGCGGAUUGUGGUCGCUGGCCAUACUGACGAUCGGCAAGUUGCUAAGCAGCCCACACGCGAGCAGUACCCCGACAACUGGCAUCUCAGCACGGCGCGAGGGUUGGCCGUGUGCGAGUAUCUGAAUGCUCGCGGAGUGCGGGGCGAUCGGAUGGGCGUGGCCGGGUUUGCCGAGCACCAGCCCAUCGCGGCCAACGGUUCGCCGGACAAACGGCAGCAAAACCGCCGGGUGGAGAUCUUCGUCAUGGCCCCCGACACACCCGUGGUGGGUUGGACCGACACGAUGACGAGUUUGUAUUGA